Messenger RNA from Trichomycterus rosablanca, 1580 nucleotides. RefSeq names its product glucosaminyl (N-acetyl) transferase 4a (gene gcnt4a). The transcript has a single exon. NCBI's taxonomy places the organism in Eukaryota, Metazoa, Chordata, Actinopteri, Siluriformes, Trichomycteridae. Gene Ontology annotation, cellular component: membrane. The record is from RefSeq and is a predicted model, not a curated record. Bases 1 to 1281 code for a protein of 426 amino acids. Gene Ontology annotation, molecular function: acetylglucosaminyltransferase activity.
AUGAGAGGAUGUUCUCCAUUACGUAAUCUAAGGCACAAGUUCUACUUGUUAUUUGUGUCAUUGUUUAUUGCGUGCACGCUGAAGCUUGUCUGCGUAAAGGUUUUAGAGAAAAAACGAUUCUACGUUGAGCCCUAUGGAAUUACAGUAAGCUCAUCCAAAGCUCAGCCUAACAAAGAAACCAUUGACUGCACAGCUAUUUAUCAGCUGGAUCCAGUGGAAAUUGGCAAGUCUUUGGAGAUAAGGCGGAGAGACAUUGUGGAUUUGAAUGAUGAGAGUGUUGUAUCCUUUACUGCAGAUUGUGCAAGAUACAUUAGUGUAAGAGGUUACAAUGGCAUCUGGGUGACUGACGAGGAGCGCAACUUUCCCCUGGCUUACUCUUUAGUGGUGCAUAAGAACAUGCCCAUGGUUGAAAGGAUUAUCAGAGCCAUCUAUGCACCACAAAACAUAUACUGCAUUCAUUAUGAUCAAAAGUCCCCCAAACCCUUCAUUGAAGCUGUGAAAAACCUGGCCAAGUGUUUACCAAACAUUUUUAUUGUCUCCAAAUUGGAAUCAGUGGAGUAUGCGCACAUAACUAGACUCAGGGCAGAUCUUAAUUGCCUGUCAGAUCUUACAAGGUCAGAGGUCAAAUGGAAGUAUGCUAUCAAUCUCUGUGGACAGGACUUCCCACUCAAGUCCAACUAUGAGCUGGUCAUGGAAUUGAAAAAGUUGAAUGGCACCAACAUGCUGGAGUCGAGCCGACCAAGUGAACUAAAGAAACAGCGCUUUAACUUUGAGCAUGAACUCAAGGAAGUCCCAUACGAGUACAAGAAAUUACCUGUUAAAACUACACAUGCUAAAAGACCUCCACCGCAUGGUAUUGAGAUGUUUACUGGAAGUGCCUACUUUGUCCUAUCACGUGAAUUUGUUCAGUACGCUCAAACAAACCAGCUGGCGAAAGACUUCCUAGAAUGGUCCGCUGACACAUAUUCUCCAGAUGAGCACUUCUGGGCCACGUUGGCACGAGUGCCUGGUGUGCCGGGAGGGAUUCCCCGAGCCGAUCCAGAUGUGACUGACUUAAAGAGUAAAACUAGGCUUGUUAAGUGGAACUAUCUAGAAGGGACUCUUUACCCCCCUUGUACUGGAAAACACAUGCGCAGUGUUUGCAUUUACGGUGCUGCAGAACUUCGGUGGCUGCUUCAGUAUGGCCACUGGUUUGCAAACAAGUUUGAUCCCAAAGUUGAUCCUGUUCUUAUUAAAUGUCUCGAAGAGAAACUUGAGGAGAAAAAAUGCAAAAAGUGUUAAACACAGUUUCUUAAUAGGAAGCCUUAAAUAUUGUAAAUGAUCUCAUAUUAUUGGCUGAAAAGGUAUUUUAUUCUGUGCUUGUUUCAAGCAGGAGAUAAACUGUUGUACAUUUGGCCUGUCAUUGGCCUGGCAAAAUGUAAAUGGUUUUGUUUUUUUUGCAAAUGGUUUUGGUGUUAAGUCAAAACAGGUUUCAGAUGGAUUUCUCUGAUAACUGUGAGGCAGCACGUCAGUGUGAAAUUAAAGUGCCUUCUUUAGUAUUAAUAAACAUGUAUUUACUGUUAAUGACAAAAUAAAAAUAA